Messenger RNA from Saimiri boliviensis boliviensis (Bolivian squirrel monkey), 630 nucleotides. Lineage: Eukaryota; Metazoa; Chordata; Mammalia; Primates; Cebidae. The record is from RefSeq and is a predicted model, not a curated record.
AUGGAUAGAGAGGAGAAAACCUAUGGUGGCUGUGAAGGCCCUGAUGCCAUGUAUGUCAGAUGCAUAUCACCUGAUGGCCAUGAAUUUAUUGUAAAAAGAGAACAUGCAUUAACAUCAGGCAUGAUAAAAGCCAUGUUGAGUGGCCCGGGUCAAUUUGCUGAGAAUGAAACCAGUGAGAUCAAUUUUAGAGAGAUACCUUCACAUGUGCUAUCAAAAGUAUGCAUGUAUUUUACAUAUAAGGUUGGCUACACUAACAGCGACACCGAGAUUCCUGAAUUCCCAAUUUCACCUGAAAUUGCAUUAGAAUUGCUGAUGGCUGUGAAUAAAAUAAAUCAUAUUAAACUGUUAACUCUUUUCAUGACUACAUUUGAUACUGAGAUGCUGCAUUUGUCAGAGAUGCUGGCGAGCUGCCCCGAGCCUUUCUGGGGAAGACCUCCAGGCGCGCGGACGCAACAGCCGAGAAUAUUAGGUGUUGUGGACAGGAGCUGGGACCAGGAUCUUCGGCCAGCCCCGCAUCCUCCCGCGUCUACCAGCGCCGUCCCGCACCCUCCGCACCCUUCCCCGGGCCACCACGUUUCCUAUGUGACCCGCCUGGGCAACGCCGAGUCAAGUCGCGUAGGGCUGCGGUGA